Molecule: messenger RNA, 4622 nt
Organism: Cheilinus undulatus (humphead wrasse)
Lineage: Eukaryota; Metazoa; Chordata; Actinopteri; Labriformes; Labridae
Product: dual specificity protein phosphatase 13-like
Exons: 3
Coding region: 120-677 (185 amino acids)
Biological process (GO): protein dephosphorylation; negative regulation of MAPK cascade
Cellular component (GO): cytoplasm
Molecular function (GO): protein tyrosine/serine/threonine phosphatase activity; MAP kinase phosphatase activity
Source: RefSeq, a predicted model, not a curated record
ACAGCAGAUAAACACCUGCUCGUACAGAUCAUCCCGAGCCUGAGUUGACGGGAACUGCUUUAAUACAACAAACAUUUGGAGCAGAAAUCGAUCCAAGAAAGGGGGGAUUUGGACUCAAAAUGCCAUCCACAAGAGGAAAAAGAAAAGAAUAUCUGACUGUGAAGGAUCUGCAGAAGGUUUUGGACUCUUGCAAACUACAUCUGAAUGAAAUAGAUGAGGUGUGGCCAAAAUUAUACAUAGGGAAUGUGGUAGUAGCCCAAAACAAGGCUGCCCUGCUGAACCUCGGUAUAACUCAUAUAUUAAACGCUGCUCAUUCCAAGCGAGGCAGCAUAGGAAACCAAAGCUAUUAUGGCAACAGCAUUGUGUAUUGUGGCAUUCCUGCAGACGACUCCACACACUUUGAUCUGGAUGUUUACUUCCAGCCUGCAGCUGAUUUCAUUCAUAGAGCUCUCAGGUCACCUGACGGGAAGGUUCUGGUGCACUGCAUCAUGGGAAUGAGCCGGUCAUCGACCUUGGUGUUAGCGUACCUCAUGAUCUACCAGCACCUCACGCUCAAACAGGCUUUGCAGAAGCUGCUUCAGAAGAGAGCAAUCUACCCCAACAGGAAUUUCCUGGCUUUGCUCAUAGAUCUGGAUCUUCAGCUGAUGAGGAAGAAGAAAACAUGUCAGAUCCUCUAAUCAAAACAAGUUUACACUUAAAGGUCACAGAAACAUGGCUGCUAGGAAUAAUGAUGUCCAGACUUGACUUAUUUUUUACAGCAAAUAAAAUAACACAAAUCUUUGUCGAUCUUGUGGCCAAAUACCAUUUGGACACAGCUGUAUUCUAUAUAUCAUAUUAGCAUUAUGUUAGCACGUAACACAGAAAAAUGCAAAAACAUAAAAUUUCACUGCAUUUACUUUAACUUCCUGUCCUCAUAUUCAAAACUAGAAUGCAAAAUAUCUAUAUGAUAACACAAAUUUAUCAAUUUAUCAUGUCAAUGGAUCAUGUCAACAGGUUAGCGUGUUGGAAAAGGAGGAAUUUGGGUUCAGGUCUACACAAAACACCAUUGCAUUCAUGUUAAAUCUUCCCAUCAACUGCUGACAUGCUAAGAUAUCUAUCUAAUGAAGACACAAAAGCCCCCCGCCUACAAAAAAAAAAGUGUACUGUAUUGCAGUAUACCAACAGAGGUAUGCAAAGUGGGACAUGCUAAGCAUCUUUAAAGCUAUUUUAUAAUUAAUCAAAUAUUGCCUUCUCUCUUUUUUUAGUUACACCAAAAUAUUCAACAUUACUGUACACAUGAUAAUGUACUUAUACCUGUUAAAAUAGGACAAUAACAUGCUGAUGCUAGCAAGUUGAAAAGCAAUCAAAAUCUUUUAAACGACAACAUGGUUACAAGAAGGCUAGCUUCAAUACUAACAGUUAAGUCCAGCGUAGCACACAAAUGGGCUGACAUUAACAUGCUAGUCUUUGCAUAAUGACAAAGAAGUUUAAAUGUGAGAGGCUAACAACAUGUUUACAUCCAGUUGGCUAGCUUACAUGCUAAAGGUUGAAUUCAGCUCAGCACACAACCAGGCUAAAAGUCUAUGUUAAGCGGAAAUAAAUAAAUAUUUAGUUUAAAUUUCCUAUACAACAAAAACUUAUAGCAAGUCCUGUACUACUUCUCUUAGUAUACUGUAUUCACUGUUAGUACUGUCCCACUUCUGUUUUGCGCUUCAGGAAGUGACAAAUAUUCAACUGCCUCUUUUUUCUUCUUUUUUAACUGCAGGUUGGAAACAGACAUUAGGCAAUUCUAAUAAAAAUUUGACGUCUAUUUUCGCUAUCAAAUUCAUGUAACUUGUAUUUUAUGUUAACAUUAUUUACUUAAAAAAUUAACUUAUAUUUCCUUCAAUGCCUUUUUCUGGAUUGAAAUGUGCUGCCGUUGCUAACAACAUGUUAGAUAGCUAACAAAUGCUAACGUUAGCUAAUGCGCUAGCAUGCUAACAGCGCUAGAAUGCUAACAGUACAAUAUCCACUACAUAAAGAUGUCUCAUUUGGGUGUGUAAGUCACAUCCACUAAGAGGAAAACAUGCCUCCUAACUGUCAAAAACUGUAAGUCAAAUGUGUCAAAUUUUCGCAUAUAGUCAAUAUGAACUUGCAGAAUUAAGUCAUAGCUGUCUAGCAAAAACUGCAUACUCAAAUGUUAAAAGUUGUAGCCCAGUAUUUUGUUAUGAAGUAGAAGCUAAACACCUUUGUACGUUUGGAUAAUGCUUUUUGUGUCAUUAAGCUCCACAUUUGGCCCCGCCUCUUCAACCUAUGAGCUAAGAACAUUUUCUAAUGGCCUGUAGCCAUAUUUCAGUCAAACGUAGCUCUAUGUUUUCGUUUUUACACUAACUUUUUCCAACAUAGGAUAGUGUUUUCACAGACUAAUUUAUAUUUAUUUUUACAGAGACUUUAAGAACAGUUGAGGUUAACAAAAAUAAAGAUCUUAAUGGAGGAACGUUUGGCAUGCAAAAAACCUGAUACGUGGCAAUGACAAAACUGAAAAACCUCAACUUAGACAACUAUUUCAGGCUAGUCUCUACUUACUCAAAAACACAUUGGCACGAUUAUACAUAGCCUAUAUUUUAUUUUAUUUAUAUUUUGAUUAUUUUUGUCUACUGUAACAGUUGUUUCUUAGAGCAAGUUUAAAACUUUUCCGAAAUGAUGCAAACAAUACUGAAAAAUGAUUUUUUUGGUCAAAGGACAUUGAAUAACUUUUUAUGCCUUGAAUAAUGUCUGUAAACCUGUUUUUGAGCCAUGGCUUUUGUCCAGCACCUCACUUUGUAUAACAGCAUUAAGGACCAAAUCUGUUGUGUCUCGUCUAAUGUUUAAGUCAUCAGUGUUUAAAAUUCUGUAGAUGUCUAUUGAAGAGAUAUAAGAUGUUUUUAAAACAACAUUCAAGCUUGAAAUGGGAAUCAGUCUACAGAAAAUCCAAUUAAACAACAACUGUGUGGUCAAAGUGUGGUUAAGUUUUACUGUAUUUACAAAAUAUGUGACUGUUUCUGCUGAUUGUGACAAGAUAUUUGACUGUGUUUACAAACAAAAAAGCAGAAAUAUGUCACUUAGAUUUGCACGUGUAAUUUUCAUAGUAUAAUGUGACAGCUAUGACUUCAGUCUGGCAUAUCAUUAAUACUAAACCUCACACUCUGUAGCUUGAAACGAAAGAGAAAAUGUGAGCACACAUGCAUGCUGUGAUUUCUCUAUUUUUACAUGAACAGAUUAUUUCACAAACAUAUCCAUGUGUAGAAAAAGAAAUACUGUGAUUUAUAGGGUAAGAUUGAUGUUUCUGGAGUCAAAAGUUAAAAUUUCUACGGAAGCCCUAAAUGGACAUGAAUCAGUACUUAAAUGUAUGAAUGCAUAUCCUUCUAAGGAUUUUAAAUUAUUCAAACUUUUUGUCCACAUUGUUUUAACAUUCAUCCAAAAUUAAUUUGCAUUUGAUCAUAAUUUCUCAUGAUUUCUGUCAAAUGUUUUUUCGUUGCUUUCAUCAAUAAAAUUUAAAAACUUGUUUAAAAUAUUAAAAACUUCUACAAGUUUCAAAAGUUUUGAAAAAACAUCAAACAUUUAAUCACAAUGUUUUUCAAAUCUUCAUUAAAAUAAUCUAAACCUUUGCCAAUAUAUAUUUUUAAACAUUUUAUCAAAAUGUUUAAUAUUUACCAUCAACCCUUUUUAAAAGAAGACAAAAUAAAACUUUUAUUUUUAAUUUUCCUAAAAUUUCAGGAAAAAUGUCAAAAUUUUCACAAAAAAUAUACAGCUGUUUUUAAACAAUUUUUCAUGAAAAGAAUCCAACCAUUAGCCAACAAUUAUCAAACAUGUAAACAAACAUUUUCAGAAUCUCUGUCAACAACACAACAAAACAUUUGCUCCUUACAUUCAAAACUUUCACCAUAAUUUAAAAACUCUUGAAAAUAAUUCAAACUUUCUUUUCCAUUAAAAUUUGCAUCAAAAUGACCUUUUAUUUUUUUUUUAACAAUUUAUAAUUUAAAGGUUUUUUUUCAUAAUUUCCAUUAACUUUUGUCAAAAACAAACAAAAAAUUUUAGUUUUUAAUUUUCCUAACUGUCGGUAAAAAUUUCAAAACUUAAAAAACUUUACAACUUUUUUUUCCAUCAAAAAUGAUCCAAACAUUCAUUAUCAUUUUCUUUUGGGACACUUCCCCAAAAUUUGUUGAGUUCUUUUAAACUUAUGCAACAAAUGUCAGUUUAUCAAGGUCAUCAGAUUUUUUUUUUCCUGUUGGAAAAGAGUGUUGUUAUCCUGUGGAAACAAAAUAAACAAGUCAAGAUCUUAGACAAACAAUCUGAAUUUGCUUGUAUAUCAGCAAUAUGUAAUAUUAUUUAAUAUAAUAGUAAAAUAAUGUCCAGUUAAGGCUUCCGUAGAUUAAAUAUUAGAGUUACAUCUUGUGGUGAUUUUCUGUUAAGGUUUUUGGAAGUUGUUACAAUAGGUCAGAAAGUCUUUGUACAUGAUAAAAAAUGUACUAUUUUUAUUGUGUGUACCUUUCUUUACAUGUGUGAAUCUUUACUGCAUACUAUUUUUGUGCAUUAGCUCAAACUGAGUGUGCCAUGUGAUAUAUUUAAGUGUAUGUUUGCCAUUAUUUCUGUCUGCUCAAAUGUAGAUAUUUUAAACCCUUUCA